CCCCAGAACGAACACAUUGAGUUACAUCGCAAGCGCCAUGGCCAGCGCCUGGACCAUCAGGAGAGGAAGAGGAAGAAGGAGAGCCGUGAGGCCCAUGAGCGCUCACAUAAAGCCAGGAAGAUGAUUGGUCUGAAGGCCAAACUCUACCACAAACAGAGGCACUCUGAGAAGAUCCAAAUGAAAAAGACGUGAGUAUAUAGUCAUACACUACCAUGCUGCAGCACCCUCUGAAAAAUCAGAAUAAAAUGUACAAAAUCUUACCGAAAGUAGUGCGCUGGGCCUUUACUAGUCCUGUAUUAAUGGACCAAUAUAGCUGUCUGUAGCGCGGGCAAACAAAUGUUUCCUUUGCCAUUGCCGCUGUUUGUUGACCGCUAUGUAUCACCACAGCCUCAAAAUGCACGAACAGAGGAAGACCAAGCAGAAGAACGACGACAAGACGCCUGAGGGAGCAGUUCCAGCCUACCUGCUGGACAGAGAGGGACAGUCACGCGCCAAGAUCCUCUCCAACAUGAUCAAACAGAAGAGGAAGGAGAAGGCUGUGAGUAUUCAAUGCCUUUCUUUUACAUGUUUGUGUUUUCGUCAUCAUCUCCCUGAAGACCGGUAAUAGUGUACAGUGAGGGGAAAAAGUAUUUGAUCCCCUGCUGAUUUUGUAUGUUUGCCCACUGACAAAGAAAUGGUCAGUCUAUAAUUUUAAUGGUAGGUUUAUUUGAACAGUGAGAGACAGAAUAACAACAAAAAAAUCCAGAAAAACGCAUGUCAAAAAUGUUAUAAAUUGAUUUGCAUUUUAAUGAGGGAAAUAUUCCAGCCUUGUGUAGGUCUACAAUCUUGUCCCUGACAUACUUGGAGAGCUCUUUGGUCUUGGCCAUGGUGGAGAGUUUGGAAUCUGAUUGAUUGAUUGCUUCUGUGGACAGGUGUCUUUUAUACAGGUAACAAGCUGAGAUUAGGAGCACUCCCUUUAAGAGUGUGCUCCUAAUCUCAACUCGUUAUCUGUAUAAAAGACACCUGGGAGCCAGGAAUCUUUCUGAUUGAGAGGGGGUCAAAUACUUAUUUCCCUCAUUUAAAAUGCAAAUAAAUUUAAAACAUUUUUGACAUGCAUUUUUCUGGAUUUUUUUGUUGUUAUUCUGUCUCUCACUGUUCAAAUAAACCUACCAUUGAAAUUAUAGACUAAUCAUGUCUUUGUUAGUGGGCAAACAUACAAAAUAAGCAGGGGAUCAAAUACUUUUUUCCCCUCACUGUAUGUCUGGACAGAUUCUCUUGUAAAAGGGAACAAUACCUAGCUGAAUCCUGACUAAUUGUUUCAAAUGUCAACUUAAUACUGUAUGGACGGGUUUCCAGCACUCUCAUAUUAAGCCUAGUCCUGGACCUAAAUGCACUUUCAAUGAAAUUGGACCUAUGUGUGCAAAGGCCAUGCCAGUUUAGUUGAAAUACAGGUUUUUAAAGGCAUCCUGAAAUUGUAUCUGAUCCGAUCUUCUAUUUCUCCCUGUAGGGUAAAUGGGAGGUGCCCCUGCCCAAGGUUCGGGCCCAGGGGGAGACGGAGGUGCUCAAAGUAAUCCGUACAGGCAAGAGGCAGAAAAAGGCCUGGAAGAGGAUGGUGACCAAAGUGUGCUUCGUAGGCGACAACUUCACCCGCAAGCCUCCCAAAUAUGAACGCUUCAUCAGACCCAUGGUAAGGAGGAUAACGCCACUACUCACUAGCAUACUGUGUGUGUGUGUGUGUAUAUACAGUACAUUCGGAAAGUAUUCAGACCCCUUCCCCUUUUCCACAUUUAGUUACAUUACAGCCUUAUUCUAAAAUUGAUUAAAUUAAAUUGUUACCUCAUCAAUCUACACACAAUACCCAAUAAGGACAAAGCAUAACCAGGUUUUUAGAAAUGUUUGCAAAUGUAUAAAAAAAAUAAACUGCUCCCUUAUUAACAUAAGUAUUCAGACCCUUUGCUAUGAGACUCGAAAUUGAGCUCAGGUGCAUCCUUUUUUCAUUGAUCAUCCUUGAGAUGUUUCUACAACUUUAUUGGAGUCCACCUGUGGUAAAUUCAAUUGAUUGGACAUGAUUUGGAAAGGCACACACCUGUCUAUAUAAGGUCCCACAGUUGACAGUGCAUGUCAGAGCAAAAACCAAGCCGUGAGGUCGAAGUAUUUGUCCAUAGAGCUCAGAGACAGGAUUGUGUCGGCACAGAUCUGGGGAAGGGUACCAAAAAAGUUCUUAAAUGGAAGAAGUUUGGAACCACCAAGACUCUUCCUAGCACUGGCCGCCCGGCCAAACUGAGCAAUCGGGGGAGAAGGGCCUUGGUCAGGGAGGUGACCAAGAACCCGAUGGUCACUUUGACAGAGCUCCAGAGUUCCUCUGUGGAGAUGGUAGACCCUUCCAGAAGGACAACCAUCUCUGCAGCAUUCCAACAAUCAGGCCUUUAUGGUAGAGUAGCCAGACUGAAGCCACUCCUCAGUAAAAGACACAUAACAGCCCGCUUGGAGUUUUCCAAAAGGCACCUAAAGGACUCUCAGACCAUGAGAAACAAGAUUUUCUGGUCUGAUGAAACCAAGAUUGAACUCUUUGGCCUGAAUGCCAAGCGUCACGUAUGGAGGAAACCUGGCACUAUCCCUACGGUGAAGCAUGGUGGUGGCAGCAUCAUGCUGUGAGGAUAUUUUCAGCGGCAUGGACUGGGAGACUAGUCAGGAUCGAGGGAAAGAUGAACAGCGCAAAAUACAGAGAGAUCCUUGAUGAAAACCUGCUCCAGAGCACUCAGGACCUCAGACUGGGGUGAAGAUUCACCUUCCAACAGGACAACGACCCUAAGCACACAGCCAAGACAACGCAGGAGUGGCUUCGGGACAAAUCUCUGAAUGUCCUUGAGUGGCCCAGCCAGAGCCUGGACUUGAACCCGAUCGAACAUCUCUGUAGUGACCUGAAAGUAGCUGUGCAGCAACACUGUCCAUCCAACCUGACAGAGCUUGAGAGGAUCUGCAGAGAAGAAUGGGAUAAACACCCCAAAUACAGGUGUGCCAAGCUUGUAGCGUCAUACCCAAGAAGACUCGAGGCUGUAAUCGCUACAAAAGGUGCUUCAACAGAGUACUGAGUAAAGGGUCUGAAUGCUUAUGUAAAUUUGAUAUUUUAGUAGCUUUCUUUUGUAUAUAAAUUUGCAAACAUUUCUAAAAACCUGUUUUUGCUUUGUUAUUAUGGGGUAUUGUGUGUAGACUGAUGAGGGGAAAAAACGAUGUACAGUGGGGAAAAAAAGUAAUUAGUCAGCCACAAAUUGUGCAAGUUCUCCCACUUAAAAAGAUGAGAGUGGCCUGUAAUUUUCAUCAUAGGUACACGUCAACUAUGACAGACAAAUUGAGAAAAGAAAAUCCAGAAAAUCACAUUGUAGGAUUUUUAAUGAAUUUAUUUGCAAAUGAUGGUGGAAAAUAAGUAUUUGGUCACCUACAAACAAGCAAGAUUUCUGGCUCUCACAGACCUGUAACUUGUUCUUUAAGAGGCUCCUCUGUCCUCCACUCGUUACCUGUAUUAAUGGCACCUGUUUGAACUUGUUAUCAGUAUAAAAGACACCUGUCCACAACCUCAAACAGUCACACUCCAAACUCCACUAUGGCCAAGACCAAAGAGCUGUUAAAGGACACUAGAAACAACAAUGUAGACCUGCACCAGGCUGGGAAGACUGAAUCUGCAAUAGGUAAGCAGCUUGGUUUGAAGAAAUCAACUGUGGGAGCAAUUAUUAGGAAAUGGAAGACAUACAAGACCACUGAUAAUCUCCCUCGAUCUGGAGCUCCACGCAAGAUCUCACCCCGUGGGGUCAAAAUGAUCACAAGAACGGUGAGCAAAAAUCCCAGAACCACACGGGGGGACCUAGUGAAUGACCUGCAGAGAGCUGGGACCAAAGUAACAAAGCCUACCAUCAGUAACACACUACGCCGCCAGGGACUCAAAUCCUGCAGUGCCAGACGUGUCCCCCUGCUUAAGCCAGUACAUGUCCAGGCCCGUCUGAAGUUUGCUAGAGUGCAUUUGGAUGAUCCAGAAGAGGAUUUGGAGAAUGUCAUAUGGUCAGAUGAAACCAAAAUAGAACUUUUUGGUAAAAACUCAACUCGUCGUGUUUGGAGGACAAAGAAUGCUGAGUUGCAUCCAAAGAACAUCAUACCUACUGUGAAGCAUGGGGGUGGAAACAUCAUGCUUUGGGGAUGCUUUUCUGCAAAGGGACCAGGACGACUGAUCCGUGUAAAGGAAAGAAUGAAUGGGGCCAUGUAUCGUGAGAUUUUGAGUGAAAAGCUCCUUCCAUCAGCAAGGGCAUUGAAGAUGAAACGUGGCUGGGUCUUUCAGCAUGACAAUGAUCCCAAACACACCGCCCGGGCAACGAAGGAGUGGCUUCGUAAGAAGCAUUUCAAGGUCCUGGAGUGGCCUAGCCAGUCUCCAGAUCUCAACCCCAUAGAAAAUCUUUGGAGGGAGUUGAAAGUCCGUGUUGCCCAGCGACAGCCCCAAAACAUCACUGCUCUAGAGGAGAUCUGCAUGGAGGAAUGGGCCAAAAUACCAGCAACAGUGUGUGAAAACCUUGUGAAGACUUACAGAAAUCGUUUGACCUGUGUCAUUGCCAACAAAGGGUAUAUAACAAAGUAUUGAGAAACUUUUGUUAUUGACCAAAUACUUAUUUUCCACCAUAAUUAGCAAAUAAAUUCAUUAAAAAUCCUACAAUGUGAUUUUCUGGAAAAAAAAUCUCAUUUUGUCUGUCAUAGUUGACGUGUACCUAUGAUGAAAAUUACAGGCCUCAUCUUUUUAAGUGGGAGAACUUGCACAAUUGGUGGCUGACUAAAUACUUUUUUCCCCCACUGUAAUACAUUUUUGAAUGAGGCUGUAACGAAAGUGAAGGGGUCUGAAUACAUUUUCCAAAUGCACUGUAUAUAUGUGUAUAUGAACAUACUGUUAAGGCUCUGAACAAACAGAGCAGAAACUCAAACGGAUGACUAGAAAAAGCUCAAACCAAGUCAUCUCCUUGGAUGUCUAAGAUAAACACUCCUUCUCUGUUAGGCAGAAACACAGUAGGUUCCUCUUACUGGUAUUGUCAUGGCCCUGGGUGUGGAAAUGUGUGCGUGAGAGGACUGUAAUCAGAUGGUCUUCUGGGUGGGCCCCUGUGGCCCCCCUCCCAGCAGUGUCUGUUGACCUUAUCGCGAGUUGAGUGCCACAUCCCUCAUGGUCCUGGUUCCGCAGCAACUGGCUUGGCUGUUGACCUUUGCCUCCCUCCUUAGGAACAUUCAUAUUCAACAAUAAUAUAUUUGAACAGAGUAUGAACUUUCUGCACUUCCCCUUUUCUCACUCAGUAACUUUCCAUAUCACUCAGUAACUUUCCACACACAAAGUUCCUCUUUACCCUUCCUUGACCCAUAUCAUAUACAUUCUGUAUACAUGUGAAAUAAUAAGUUAUGGUAUAAAGUGUUGGGUUCAUGAGCUGAAAAAAAAGAAAUCCCAGAAAUGUUCCAUACACACAAAAAGCUUAUUUAGCUAAAAUGCUGAGCUGUAUUUCUUUCAUAAAGCCCUUUUGUGUUGAAAAAUCUUUCUGAUUGGCUCUCCAGUGGGUGGGCCUCUUCCCACCCAUAGUUGCACCCCUGCCCAGUCAUGUGAAAGAUUAUGGCCUAAUGAAUUUAUUUCAAUUGAUUUCCUUAUUAACUGUAACUCAGUAAAAUCUUUGAAAUUGUUGCAUAUUGUGUUUUAUAUUUUUGUUCAGUGUGUGUACACUACGUACCUAAAGUAUGUGGACACCUGCUCAUUCCAAAAUAAUGGGAAGGAUUUCCACUAGAUGUUGGAACAUUGCUGCUGGGACUAGCUUCCAUUCAGCCAUGAGCAUUCGUGAGGUCGGCCACUGAUGUUGGGUGAUUAGGCCUGGCUUGCAGUCGGCGUUCCAAUUCAUCCCAAAGGUGUUCGAUGGGGUUGAGGUCAGGGCUCUGUGCAGGCCAGUCAAGUUCUUCCACACCGAUCUUGACAAAACAUUUCUGUAUGGGUCCCCUGUAGCUCAGUUGGUAGAGCAUGGCGCUUGCAACGCCAGGGUUGUGGGUUCGUUUCCCACGGGGGCCAGUAUGAAAAUGUAUGCACUCACUAACUGUAAGUCGCUCUGGAUAAGAGCGUCUGCUAAAUGACAAAAAAAUUAUAAUAAUGUAUGGGUCUCGCUUUGUGCACGGGGGCAUUGUCAUGAUGAAACAGGAAAGGGCCUUCCCCAAACUGUUGCCACAAAAAGUUGGAAGCACAGAAUCUUUUAGAAGGUAGCGUAAAGACUUCCUUUCACUGGAACUAAUGGGGCUAGCACCAAACCAUGAAAGACCGCCCCAGACCAUUAUUCCUCUUGAACCAAACAUUACAGUUGGCACUGUGCAUUUGGGCAGGUAGCGUUCUCCUGGUGGACUGCCAGAUGGUGAAGUGUGAUUCAUCACUCCAGAGAACGCGUUUCCACUGCUCCAAUGGCAGCGAGCUUUACACCACUCCAGCCGAUGCUUGGCAUUGCGCAUUGUGAUCUUUGGCUUGUGUGCGGCUUCCCGGCCAUGGAAACCCAUUUCAUGAAGCUCCCGACGAACCGUUCUUGUGCUGACGUUGCUUCCAAAGACCGUUUGGAACUCGGUAGUGAGUGUCGCAACCGAGGACAGGUGAUUUUUACGUGCUUCAGCACUCGGCGGUCCCGUUCUGUGAGCUUGUUCCUAGAUGUUUCCACUUCACAAUAACAGCACUUACAGUUGACCGGGGCAGCUUUAGGAAGGCAGAAAUUUUACAAACUGACUUGUUGGAAAGGUGGCAUCCUAUGACAGUGCCACAAUUAAAGUCACUGAGCUCUUCAAUAAGGCCAUUCUACUGUCAAUGUUUGUCAAUGGAUGUUGCAUGGCUGUGUGCUGGAUUUUAUACACCUGUCAGCAACGGGUGUGGCUGAAAUAGCCCAAUCCACUAAUUUGAAUAGGUGUCCAUAUACUUUUGUAUAUUUAGUGUAUGUAUACGUGUGUGUAUAUCUGUGUAUGUAUACAGUGCAUACGGAAAGUAUUCAGACCCCUUCACUUUUUCCACAUUUUGUUACAUUACAGCCUUAUUCUAAAAUGGAUGAAGUUGUUUUUUUCCCCUCAUCAAUCUACACAAAAUUCCCCAUAAUGACAAAGCAAAAAUGUUUUUUUAGACAUUUUUUCAAAUUUAUGGAGGGGGGAAACCGAUACCUUAUUUACAUAAGUAUUCUGGAGCAGGUUUUCAUCAAGGAUCUCUCUGUACUUUGCUCGUUCAUCUUUCCCUUGAUCCUGACUAGUCUCCUAGUCCCUGCCACUGAAAAACAUCCCCACCGCAUGCUGCCACCACCAUGCUUCACCGUAGGGAUGGUGCCAGGUUUCUUCCAGACGUGACGCUUGGCAUUAAGAUCGAAAAAGUUCAAUCUUGGUUUCAUCAGACCAGAGAAUCUUGUUUCUCAUGGUCAGAGUCCUUUAAGGUGCCUUUUGGAGAGCUCCAAGUGGGCUGUCAUGUGCCUUUCACUGAGGAGUGGCUUCCGUCUGGCCACUCUACCAUAAAGGCCUGAUUGGUGGAGUGCUGCAGAGAUUGUUGUCCUUCUGUAAGGUUCUCCCAUCUCAACACAGGAACUCUGGAGCUCUGUCAGUGACCAUUGGGUUCUUGGUCACCUCCCUGACCAAGGCCCUUCUCCCCGGAUUGCUCAGUUUGGCCGGGCGGCCAGCUCUAGGAAGAGUCUUGUUGGUUCCAAACUUCUUCCAUUUAAAAAUGGAGGCCACUGUGUUCUUGGGGACCUUUUAAUGCUGCAGACAUUUAUUGGUACCCUUCCCCACAUCUGUGCCUUGACACAAUCCUGUCUCCGAGCGCUACGGACAAUUCCUUCGACCUCAUGGCUUGGUUUUUGCUCUGACAUGCACUGUCAACUGUGGGACCUUAUAUAGACAGGUGUGUGCCUUUCCAAAUCAUGUCCAAUCAAUUGAAUUUACCACAGAUGGACUCCAAUCAAUUUAUAGAAACAUCUCAAGGAUGAUCAAUGGAAACAGGAUGCACCUGAGCUCAAUUUCGAGUCUCAUAGGAAAGGGUCUGAAUACUUAAGUAAAUAAGGUAUUUCAGUUUUUUUUUAUAUAUAUAUAAAUUUGCUCACAUUUCUAAACCUGUUUUCGCUUUGUAAUUAUGGGGUAUUGUGUGUAGAUUGGGGGGGAUAUCAUUUAAAUAAAUUUUAGAAUAAGGCUGUAACGUAACAAUGUGGGAAAAGUCAAGGGGUCUGAAUACUUUCCGAAUGCACUGUAUAUGUGUGUUAGGGCUGGGCAAUAUGGCCUAAAACUUAAUUUCUCCAUAAAAAAAAAAACAACAACAAUUAUUCUCUAAAUAAGCUUUGUUGUGCAAUUAAAGGUCAAAUACACUGAAUUUAAAAGUCAGCAAUAAUCUAAUGAAUUCAGAGCUUGUGAAAUCAUACCUAGGCUGAAUAUAUGCCUUCCACAACCAUAAAACACUAAUGUAAUGAUUUUAUCAAAAUAGUUGUACCUGCUUUUUUUUAUGCAAUUAUCACUGACACUGACAAUUACUGGCUUUCAGGUCUGUCUAUAAAAAUGUCCUUUUUGUUACAAAUUUAACCAGAACCAUGCAUAAUGCACAUUCAAUAAUAAUGUAGCAGGCAUUAUAGAAAAUGAACACCGGUCUCAUAAACAAGCCCACGUGCCAGUGAGUAGCCAGCUAAUAUUUCUAUUUCAAGUUUAGCCAACUUAGAUCUAGGUAUAAUUUCACAAGCUCUAUGAACACAACCUUCUGACUGUUUGAACAGCAUGCUAGCCUGUCCACUUUGUUCAGAUGUUGAAAUUAAGUGGCCUACCUUAUUUCUCAGAAUGAGUACGAGUUGCCAAUUCCUUUUUAUAAUUGUUUUAUGCUUAUUGCACAUUUUAUAAAACCGACUAAACAGCUAGUAUAGCUAUUUUUAUUUGACAAAAAUGCUGCUAGCGAUAUGUGGUACCAUAAUGCGCGUGUGAAAAACUGAGCAUUAAUUUUCCAGAAUGAAACUUAAUUGGUACAUCAGUUUUGGUAGUGUAUGCUCUGCUCGAAAUUUGAGGAGUUAAAACAUAGACACUGUAUGGUUGGAAAGGUUAAUUUAUCCUCUAUUACAGUAAAAUAAUGUCUCCAUGUGUUUCAGUGUCCAUAUGACCCAUUCUCUUGGACCAAACUUCAAAUGCAAAUAUAGCAAGUUGAAACUGUUUGUCAGGGAGGAAGAAGUGAUCUUUCAUAUUUGUUGUUUUGAGUGGUAACCGGUGCCCCCGCACAUUGACUCUGUACCGGUACCCCCUGUAUAUAGCCUCCCGACUGUUUAUUUUAUUUUACUGCUACUCUUUAAUUAUUUGCUAUUUUUUACUUACCUAUUUUUUACUUAACACUUUUUAUUUUCUUAACUGCAUUGUUGGUUAAGGGCUUGUAAGUAAGCAUUUCACUGUAAGGUCUACACCUGUUGUAUUCGGCGCAUGUGGCAAAUCAAAUUUGAUUUUGGUAGGGGGAGGAGCUUGGGAGAAAGAGGCAAAGCGAGAGGUUUCACUCUCGCCAAAAUCUGUCCAAAAUAAGCCCAAUGCGAUUCUAUGUGCUUAUUUUGAACCUACGCUUGUCGCGUUCCUUCCCGCCUUUGGGACAACACCCCCAUUGUUAGGGCGGAUACAUGAGUAUCUCGUCAUUAUGAACAGAUCUCUGGUGUAAAUGUAAAGUUGCACAGAAGGAGCGAACGAGACAAGACCUAAAAGACAACAUGAGAACAAGCGGAUUAAAACAAUUCUGCGAUACAGCCAUUUGGAAUAUCGCGAAAAACAUACAUUCAAGUUAAUGAAGUUAAUUCGAUAUAUCGUCCAGCCCUUAAUGUGUGUAUAUGUAUGCAUGUAUUCUCUAAUAUACAGUAUUUGGCAUGUUGACGCCUUUCUCAGGUAGUUGCAAGGUUGGAUUGAAACUCUGAUGUGUAAACACCCUCCUUAUCACUGUGUGAGCAUCAGAGUAACUUUGACUAUAUUUAACACAUUUAUCAGACUACUGUCUAGAGAGACUUAGUUACAACCAGUGCAUUCAACUAAAUUAGGUAAAACAACUUGACUUAAAUCCUUUUGCUCUUUGGGGACCAAAGGUCAUUGGCAAACUUCCUCCAGUGGGCUCAGUGUUGAGCUGCUUUCUCCCUUUAUUUCAAUGACGUUCCUACUACUUUAAGACUAUAAAAAACGAAAUGGCCUGAAAUAACUCAAUAACUGUCCCCACCCGCCUCUGUCACUUCCUUUCUUCAGGGUCUACGUUUCAAAAAGGCCCAUGUGACCCACCCGGAGCUGAAGGCCACGUUCUGUCUUCCCAUCCUGGGGGUGAAGAAGAACCCCUCGUCACCCCUCUACACCACCCUGGGGGUCAUCACCAAGGGAACCGUGGUAGAGGUCAACGUCAGCGAGCUGGGCCUGGUAACGCAGGGGGGAAAGGUCAUCUGGGGUGAGUCAUCUCCUGUCUUCUCACAUGGCCGCCUAUUGAUAUUUAUCUGGAUCAGUAUGGGCCGGUUUCCCAGACACAGAUUAAGCCUAGUUCUGGACUAAAACGCACUUUCCAUGGAGAUUCUCCAUUAAACAUGCUUCUUAGUCCACGACUAUGGAAACCGGCCCUAUAUAUUUGAUUUAUUUAACCAGGGGGCUGCAUAGCUGCUAGAAUUGUGGGGGUUGGGUUGGUGUUUGUCUGACAUUGCCACAAGGAGAUGCAUACUUUUAUGAAACGGUGCAGAAACAUCUGGCCACACCAGUCUUCUAAUCAAAGUAAAGAAUAAUCAGUGAUGACAAUGUAUUAGCUUUAUUUCACUCCUGACAACACUAAUAUAAACAACUGCAUACAAUCUGUCAGUGCAAUUCCAUUUCUGAAAUUAAGAUUAAAAUGCAUCUUUUUUUUCUCCUCCUCAGGUAAAUACGCCCAG
Molecule: messenger RNA, 10886 nt
Organism: Coregonus sp. 'balchen'
Lineage: Eukaryota; Metazoa; Chordata; Actinopteri; Salmoniformes; Salmonidae
Source: the annotation of a GenBank genome assembly